Messenger RNA from Micropterus dolomieu (smallmouth bass), 2616 nucleotides. It is a transcript of the gene ciarta, whose product is annotated as circadian associated repressor of transcription a. NCBI's taxonomy places the organism in Eukaryota, Metazoa, Chordata, Actinopteri, Centrarchiformes, Centrarchidae. Gene Ontology annotation, molecular function: RNA polymerase II cis-regulatory region sequence-specific DNA binding. Gene Ontology annotation, biological process: circadian regulation of gene expression; negative regulation of DNA-templated transcription. Gene Ontology annotation, cellular component: nucleus. Bases 252 to 1286 code for a protein of 344 amino acids. The record is from RefSeq and is a predicted model, not a curated record. The transcript has 6 exons.
CGUCUGACUUAAGUAAACGAAACACGAGCAGGGAUUGAAGAGACUGGGUGGGACUGAACGUGUACUGGGUAACACACGGAACCGCGGCGUGUACACAUCUGCACUGACAAAGACAGCCGAUAGCUUUGUCGAAGUUAGUUCUCUAAUAUUAUAAAUUUGUGAAACGUGGUAAAGUAGCGUGAACGUGCUUUCACAAGAAUUUCUGUUUUGUUUGACCGUUUUUGUGAAUACGCUUCUGCUCCGACUAUAAGAUGAAUUCAUUGGGCAGUUCUUCCAAAUGGCCAUCUUAUGACUCACUACCCUCCACCUCAAGCUUUCUCCUCAGUGAGAGUGAGCAGACGGAGGAUGAAGCAGACGUCUUCUCAGAGGGAGACGGGGACAGUGGAAUAAGGAAUCCCCUCUCAGUUGAUGAAGGAAUCACACUUUCUAGAAAUUACCUUGAUUUCCCAGCUCAUUCAGAUCAGCUGCACUUGAGGUCUAAGGGCGACCAGCCUGAACACUGCAUGGGGGAAACUAAGCAUCGCGACUCAGCCUCUUCUCCUGGAGCUGCCACACUAGGGUCAUCUUCAGCCACACCAGGGGACCUGGCUUUCGCUCAGAAGUGUACAGAUUUGUGCAGGUUUAUCCGUCCUCUGCUUGAGCUUCUACAGGGGUUAAAGAUGGGGCGAUUUGAGAAAGGUUUAUCCAGCUUCCAGCAGAGUGUUGCCAUAGACAGAUUGCAGAGGAUUCUUGGAAUACUACAGAGGCCUGAAAUGGGUGAGAAAUACCUCCAAAACCUGCUGCAGAUAGAGAUGUUGCUCAAAAUGUGGUUCCCUCAGGUGGCAUUUCAGUCCACAGAUGCACCAAGUCAGACCACCACUCUCAGACAACCACCACACUGGCGCCAAAAUCAGCUCCACAUGCCAGUUAAGAAGAGAAAACUGAGCUGGUCAGACCCUGAAUACUCUGGCAAAGUCCCAAUCGAGCAGAAGCACCAUCAACAUGGAAAACAUGGGAGCUGCCAGGCUGCUGAUUCACUUGACAUCAUUUCCACAUGUCUACCUGGAUCACAGAAAAGACAGAAAACUCAAGCGGAAGAAACAGCUGAGCCAACUGGGGGCAGGUGCACAGCUGGACACAAAUUUACAGACACUGAUAGGCCGUUAUAUUUAUGUAGCAAGAGAGAAAAUGAGUAUCGGAAGCAGCCUGAGAUUUCUUUGCCCUCCACUUCCCCUUGUUGCAGCCCAGCUGCACAGGACAGCUCAGUGUCCUCAAGUGACACCAUUACUACAACUGACUCACCUUAGCUGGCCUUAGCUGACUUUGCUACCACAUGGAAGUGCCACAGCAUGCCAGCGAGAGUGAAGACAGAGGGCGGACCCGAUUACAUAAGCAUAAAGUUAGACGCAGAGCCAAUCUGUGAUGGCUGUGAGGCAUGUAAAACCAGAAGAGGAGGAGGAGGAGAAAUGCAAGAAGACUCUCGUUAACUCCUAACUGUCCAGUGUGGUUUUUGAUUACACCGGACUUAUUGCACUAUAUUACAUUAUAUUGUUUGUCUGUGAGAGUAUCACUUUUGUAUACAUUGACAUUUACUAAGUUAAAAACUGUUGAAAAUAACUUUACAUGUGUUAUGCGCUUAAGCAGUCUGUGCUUUGUUUUGUAUCUUUUCAUAUUACUGAACAAAACCCCAACAGUAACAGUGUUGGAUUUCACGUCAUUGGUGAGAAACAGAAAUAACAUAUCACUUUUGAGAAGGUGAGAAAACACACUGAGGAUCAUUGCCGCUAUAGUUUAAAGCUGAAACAAUUUAUUGUUUGUCCAUUAAAUAAUCAUUCAAACAACAAUUCCGUAAAUCUUCUGGUUCCAGCUUCUUACAUAUGAGGAUUUUUGCUUUUCUUUGUCACAUAUGAAAGUAAACUGACUACCUUUUGGUUUUACCUUGUGCUCCUGCAACUUGUGAUGGUCAUUUUUAUUUAUUUAUUUAUUUUUUAAUUAAACAAUGAAUCGAGAAAAUAACUAGCAGCUUCAUUUGUGAUGAAAAUAAUUAGUUGCAGCCCUGGCACAGUUACAAAAAACAUUUCAAUCAUGAACACAGAUUAAAAUGGCAUUUAAAAAGAUUAUAUUUGUAUUUUGCCUGCUGAUUGUAACAUAUGGUGGAAAAAAGGCAUGUAGGUAGUGCCAACAUGUGCCAAACAAAACCAUUUUGCAUUAUCUUAUCAAAUACCUUACUUCACAGUCACUACUUCUUAAUUUAUUUGCAUUUAACACACACAACAUCUUUGUUUUUAUGUAAAUAAGAAAGGUGUAGUUGCACUUACAAAAAAAAGUAAAAAGAGCAAUACACUGCACAGGAAAUACCACAACCUGAUUGAUCAAUAAUUAUAGAGGUAGUUAAGGAACUAUAAAAUUAGUGGCUGGAUGUUAAUGCCAUUUACUGUUUUUGCUUGCCAAUGAGUAAAUUUGUUUUGUGUAGAAAGACAUUUUUUUAUACCUUAUAGAUCAGGCCUAAUAUAUUUGAUCCAGUGUUCAAAAGAUGUAACUGCACUUUGGAUGAUGAUGAGGAACUGUUUGUUACCUUUCACCCUUGUUAACAUUAAAAAGUUGUUUUAUUAUUUAUUAAAGAUGUGUUUAAGAGAA